Drepanopeziza brunnea f. sp. 'multigermtubi' MB_m1 is the source of this 1692-nucleotide messenger RNA. RefSeq lists its product as uncharacterized. The record is from RefSeq and is a predicted model, not a curated record. Lineage: Eukaryota; Fungi; Ascomycota; Leotiomycetes; Helotiales; Drepanopezizaceae. Gene Ontology annotation, biological process: regulation of transcription by RNA polymerase II. Gene Ontology annotation, molecular function: DNA-binding transcription factor activity, RNA polymerase II-specific; RNA polymerase II cis-regulatory region sequence-specific DNA binding; protein dimerization activity.
AUGGCCGGCACGGGCGCGUCCAGCCCAUUCAUCAAGGAAGAACCUGAAGAUCAGUACUAUCACUCUCACAACGAUCAAAGGUUCAUGGCAGGUGCGCCGCAGAGCUACGUCCCUCAGCAGCAGCACUUCGGACAAUUCGGAAACCCUCACGGAGGCAGCAUCAACCCGAACGACCUCACGAUGGCCGGAAAUGGUGUGGCUAUUCCAAACGGCGCUUAUGGGUCAUCACCCUUCGGUUAUGCCAACAACCACAGUGGCCGAGGCCAAUUUGGUGAUGAUGAACUACUCGAUAGUCUGGAGCCAAACAGCAUACAUUCUAAUCAUCAAGGGAUGCACGUUAACGGCAGCCAUGGGAUAAGUUACGACAUGCCAGCCAACACGAUGUACCCUAUGCACAAUGGAACGCCCGCUUUGUCGGCAGACCCGAACAACUUCAACAAUUACUCGAAUACUCCAGAAGGCGACCCUAUUCAAAGCCCAUUCGUGAGCAACUUCAAUCACGCCCAGUUCCGCAUGCAACCUCAAAACGCCUUUGGAAACUCGCUACAUUCAGGCUCGUAUGCCGGCUCACCCAUUAUCGGGUCGGAUAUGCACAAUGGCUUGGCGGAUGCAGGUGGCUUCUCUAAACAGCAACGGCCCAGGCUGAAUGCCACUUUAGGAAGGAAGGGCUCUAACAGAAGCCCUCUCACGCCAAAGACGACUUCCAACAUGGCCGCCCUUCAGUUAGGGUCGACGGAGAACGCGAAUUUCGGAGCUCAGCCUAUUCGGACGCAUUCAUCUCAUCGACACCAGAAGACACUCUCUGAUCAGUGGAACCAGACCGCCAACAGUCUUGGGUCAUUUCCUGGCUCCGAAUUCUCACCAAUGCAUACCAACCAUCCCACAACUCAGAUCUCCGAUGUCCUGAAAGGAGCUUCGAUGCCGGCAAAACUGAACAAUGGCCAUUCUGUGGGUAGCGCUCCUGCUCUCCAAUCGCAAGAACUGAAACGGAGGAGACGGCGAGAGUCUCACAAUCUCGUAGAACGCCGGAGACGAGACAACAUAAAUGAGCGCAUCCAGGAGCUGAGUCAUCUUGUCCCAAUGCAUCGUCUUGAGGACGAAAAAGUACGAAAGGCGCUCCAGAACAACUCUCCACUGUCUCCAACUCUUGCUGCCACUGGCAUGAGUCCUCCACAGGCCACCUCGGGUCUGGCUGGACCUGGUGCCCGCCGAGCGACCGCUGGGAAUAUCACUACGGGAAUACCCAUCGAAGAGAAGGACAAGGGUCCUAACAAAGGGGAUAUCCUCAAUGGUGCGGUGAGCUGGACUCGCGACCUCAUGUGGAUGCUGCACACAAAGAUCCAUCAAAUGGAAGAGCUCAACAACUACAUCAACGACCUGGGUGGGAAGUUCCCUUUCCAGCAGUCCGAGAAUGAGAAGCGGAUGCAGACGGAGCUGAUGGAUGCAAUGAUAAAGAACGACUCGUCCACCUUCGAAUACUCCCGAGCACCUGGUACUGGCCUACGUGUUCCAAAACAUACGGAUGUCAGAGGAGAUGCUCUUGGUCGUACGGAUACCUCCAUGAGCCCCGACAAUGGGGCAGAUGCAGGCCUGGGCGGCGCCGGUCAAUACUGGAGUGGUCAGAACAGUAGUGGGCCCGGCUCGAUCAGCUUUAAAGAGGAGGAUGAGUACGGAAUGGACCUCACGCAAUGA